CCCAAUUCUAAAAAGCUUCUAAGUCACCGUUCGGUUUGUAGCUUUUUCCUCGCUCUCUCGCGAGGUUAUAUCCUUUAUUCACCAUGGCUGAGACCACCCAGGCUCAACCUCAAACCCAGGAGGUUGACUACACCCUCAACAACCCCGAUACCUUGACCAAGUACAAGACUGCCGCUACCAUCUCGCACAAGGUUCUCGAGGCCGUUGGAUCAUGGUGUGUGGAAGGUGCCAAGAUCCUGGAGCUCUGCCAGAAGGGUGAUAAGCUGCUCGACGAGGAGCUCGCCAAGGUCUACAAGGGCAAGAAGAUCCAAAAGGGCAUCGCUCACCCCACCACCGUCUCCCCCGACUCCUACGUGACCCCGUACACUCCCCUGGUCUCGGAAGCCGAGGAGGCUGAGGUCACCCUCAAGGCCGGCGAGGUCGCCAAGAUCCAGCUCGGUGCCCAGAUCGAUGGCUUCGGUACCAUCGUUUGCGACAUGGUCAUUGUCGCCGACAAGAACGCCUCCGACGAGGUGACCGGCCGCACCGCCGACCUGAUCCACGCCACCUACUACGCCAACGAGCUUCUGCUCCGAUUGAUGGUCCCCGCCGGCCUCCUGGCCAGCGGCACCGACGAGGAGAAGCAGAAGGCCGCCGCCAAGAAGGCCCCCUCCCAGGCGUACAUGUCCUCCCUGAUCGAGAAGAUCGCCAAGAUCUACGGCUGCAACGUCGUCGAGAACACCACCACCUGGCAGUUCGAGCGCAACGAGAUUGAGGCCGAGAAGAAGAUCAUCCUCUCCCCCAACGCCGGCGUGCGCGGCGACGGUAUCCCCGACGUCGGUGAGGUCUGGGGUGUCGAGAUGGGCCUGUCCCUGGGCUCCGGCAAGGUCAAGAACCUGCCCCUCCGCGCCACCCUGCACCGCCGUACCACCACCACCUACGGCCUGAAGCGUCCCAGCUCGCGACAGACCCUGUCCGAGGUCGUCAAGAAGUUCGGCCACUUCCCCUUCAGCUUGCGCCAGCUGGAUGACGAGAAGGCCGCCAAGGUCGGCGUUCUCGAGUGCGUCCGUGGCGGUGUCCUGCGCCAGUACGAGCCCGCCGGUGAGGCCGACAACUCCCCGGUCUCCCGUUUGCUCACCACCGUUGCCAUCACCAAGAACGGUAUCACCAAGCUCGCCGCCCCCGCCGACCCCGAUCUCAGCAAGUUCAAGACGGACAAGAAGAUUGAGGACGAGGAGAUCCUCGAGAUCCUCAACCGCCCGCUGAACAAGUCGACCGGCAACAAGAAGAACAAGAGCAAGAAGAAGAAGACCACCGGUGCCCAGGAGUAAAUGUCCCAUGGACUGAGCCACCUCGAUCCGAGCCCGGAUCGUCGGAAGGGAUGUGCGCCAUUCCUCCCAGUGCUUUUUCCCCGGGGAAAAUCAAACUGUGGAGGGAAGCCGAUGAAUCCUGGUGUCUUCGACCUCCGGACCCAGGCAGAGAGCUAGCUUCUGAAGGAUUCCUGGUGUGGGAGGAAAUGAAGCUUACAUAUGAAACCCUUGUCUUUUUUCUACCACGCCAUCCUGUAGGAGUGAGUGCCUUUACAUAAUUAUGUCUGAAAGGGAAAUAUAUCCUGUAUGAAGUGGACAUGAAAAUCAAAGCAAAAAAAUGAAGCUACAUGAAU
This is a messenger RNA of Aspergillus campestris IBT 28561, 1642 nucleotides long. RefSeq names its product curved DNA-binding protein (42 kDa protein). NCBI's taxonomy places the organism in Eukaryota, Fungi, Ascomycota, Eurotiomycetes, Eurotiales, Aspergillaceae. The record is from RefSeq and is a predicted model, not a curated record. The transcript is spliced from 5 exons. The coding region runs from base 84 to 1310 and encodes 408 amino acids.